CGAAAAUGGCAAUAAAUGAGUGAAUGCAAAGAAUAAGUUUUGAACUGAAGAUACAAAAAUAGAAGAAGAAAUGUUAAACAAGCUUUUGUUAUUUCUUUCCCUUCUCCUUAACUGAUUGAGAUAAGAAAGAAGACAAAAAGUGAGACUCGAAAUAUUUUCUUCUUCACUUACUAGGGAAGUUUCACUGACCAAGUCCACUUUGAUGUCCAUCAAAUAAGCGUUUUUAAUGACAUCUUUAAUGUUUUUUUCUGUUUACCAUGUUCAAUCUUUCCAGUUAACCAGUUAAUGUGGAAAUAAUUUUAAUUUGUUUUCCUUGUUUUUUAAUUGAAAAAAAGAAACUUGUAUUUCUCGUGUUUGAUUGUAACUUGAUUUCAACUUUACUGUCAUCAUUUGCGGUUUGGAUUACAUUAUUUUUUCAACUCUCAAUUACUUUUUACUUUGAACUGUUGAUUCAACGAAACAGUCAAUUGCUCAUAUCAUCAGCUCAUCAUAUAAAAUGGCAGACGAUUUGUCUCACAUUUUACCUGUUUUAAUUUUAAUCAGUGUUUUCUAUUUACCAUCUUCUGGCCAGUAUAACCCAGGAGCGGUUUCCAUCAACAAUGAUUGUAACAGUUGUCAAUACAGUUUACAAUAUUUGAGUUUUCGAGAGAGAAGAUAUUGCUGUCGAUAUGGAUUCCUCCAAUGUUGUCCACUUUCACAAUUAAAUCGACCAGAUUACCCAGAAGAAAGACCAGAAUAUCCAAUAGUAGAUAUACCCUCAAGUGGACCUGGACCUGAUCCUUAUCGUAACCAAUAUCCCAAGGAACCUGGCUUCACCCAGCCAGAUAAUAUCUACAGAAAGCCUGGAACUGGAGGUUACAUGCCUAGUGGUCAAAGUGGUCAAGGCUUGUUGAGACCAGAUCCAGAAGAGGAGAUAAGACCUGAUCCAGAGGAAGAGAUAAAGCCGGGCUCUAUGGAAGGCUCAAGACCAAACAAUUAUGGGUCACAACCAGAAUCAACUGGUUAUCAGCAACCUGGCCGGUAUCCAGGACCAUCAUCCAGCCAAUUCCCUCCACCUUCAAGACAUAAUCCUAGUCUAAUCAAUCCUGACAACCAAGAAGUUCAUCGGCCGUACCAGCAACCUUCUUACAACCAUUACCGACCCAAUUAUCAUCAGCCAUCACCCAUCAAUCAAAGACCAGCUAACUCAAAUAGAUUUGGAUCUUGGUCAUCCAACCCAUUGAUCCAAGGAAUUGUAGCUCCUAUUCUGUCCAGUCUAUUUCAGCAAAAUCCAUCAAAUCAAAAUAAUCCCGACCCAAGUUCGCUUGCUUACGAUGACAAUAGUGAUGGGAAAAAAGUGAGUGAAACGCUUAAGCAUGGAAAUGAAAAAACGACAUCCACAGAGCCUACAUCAUCAGCUUAUCAAGGUGAAGGACAAGGAGGACACCGAAAUAGUGAUGCAGAUCGUAUUAAUAAAGAUAAUUAUGGCAAUAAGAGAAAUAUUAUUCACUUUCAAGGUGAACGGCUAAAUAUUAGUGAAAUUAGUGAAUUAAAUGCCAAUAAUAGUGGAAACAAUGGUGUUACAUUUAGACAUGAUGAUCGAUUAAAAACUCAACCUACUCGCAGCCUUGAACAAUCAAAUCAAAAUGAAACUACACAAGCAACAAAAUUACAAAUUUCACCAACUGUUACACCAACGCUAUCGUAAUUUUUCUCAAAAUCUCCGCAAUUUAUUUUCCUUUGCAUUUUCUCACCUCGUCCCUGUCUUCAUCAAAACUCUAUCAACACAUUUUCAUUAUUUAAACCAUUAUAAAACCAUCAACUUUUAACACAUUUUUUGGUUAAGAAUCUCAGCUCAACAAUUUGUGAUGAACCAACUUACAUUCACUUUGAUUUCACUUUUAAUGAAUUCUGUCUCAACCUGAAAACCAACACUCAAUCUGACUGGAAUACAAAAAACUUUUUUACCUUUUUAUUUAUUAAUUUUGUCUGUUCAACAUAAGGAUCAAAGUAAUAACUAUAAUCUUUGGGUGUGCAAAUUACAUACUUAAUCAAAAAUAAAUAUUUUGGACUAAAACCUUAAAAGUUUUGGCUUGGCCAACCAAAAGUGCUCAUUAAAAAGGUUAAAUUACCGUGUUGAACAAAUUUCA
Molecule: messenger RNA, 2129 nt
Organism: Tetranychus urticae (two-spotted spider mite)
Lineage: Eukaryota; Metazoa; Arthropoda; Arachnida; Trombidiformes; Tetranychidae
Source: RefSeq, a predicted model, not a curated record